GAUUACAAACCAAAAGUUGACACGUGACAAGAAAAGAGGUUCUUAAAAGACAGUCCGCUUCUGACACCACACAGAUUCUUGUAACUUAAUGCAGUUACAUCACAUCGACAAGAUGUUAGUUCAAAGUGUUGUACCCUUGCUUGUCUUGACCAUGCUUUCGGUCAGUUCGACCGAUGGGUGUUAUUCUUCUGAUUUCAAGCUGGUAGAAAGAAGCUUAGUGGAAGAGCUAUUGGCGGAGAGAAAUUUGGGGAAAGAGUAUGCCUCUCUGGUUCUCAAUGACAAAAGAUAUCUUGAGCUAAAACACGAGUUAUACAAAUUGGAAGAAACUUUAAAAGUAAAUGCGUGGCACGCAAACGAUCAGAGAAAUCAAGUCUUUGGAGGUAAAUGUAAGAAAUGGUUCAAUCAUAUGUGCCUUGGAGUCGCAGUCUAAUCUACACUGCAUGGAACCUGGAACCAGCAAAGAACUUAGACAGCUGAUCUCAAAAAUUGCUCCAACGAUUUUCCUAGAAAAUUAACAGUUGAUGUGUAUAGCUUGGAAAAGAAUUACUAGCUACUCAAACUUCACUCGUGGAUUCAUGUAUUGAUACAAACAAUUUACAUCUAAGGUCGCAAUGGAACAAAUAUCAAUGGCUCAUAAUAAAAUAUAUAUUCUA
Messenger RNA from Biomphalaria glabrata, 653 nucleotides. RefSeq lists its product as uncharacterized. The record is from RefSeq and is a predicted model, not a curated record. The transcript is spliced from 5 exons. NCBI's taxonomy places the organism in Eukaryota, Metazoa, Mollusca, Gastropoda, Planorbidae. Bases 89 to 430 code for a protein of 113 amino acids.